AUGGAUCACGCUCUUGCGAUUCUCAACAGCCUCGCUGACCCAGGCGCCAGCGAGACCGUCAAGAGGCGUGAUGCUGAGAUCAGAGGCUAUAUAUCAGGCACCGGCGAUAUGCCGCAGGCGUCCAAGGCGGCACUGCGAGAUGAUCCGCGACGAGCGUUCGAGGUUAUCGAUCCCUCCACGAACUCAAUCGGAUAUUUGUACGUCAUCGACAUGAUGAUGACCACUGGGUCAUUGCCGAGCAAUUUCGGCAAGCGAGCUGUUAUGGAUAAAAUUGUGGUCUUCUUGACGCACUUCGACCCGGUCCAGAUCCGCUACGCUGGCGGUCCGUUCCGGCAGUUAUUAGACACCAUUUCUUCCGGGACAUGGUUUUCGCCGGCAGUUGCCAUCGAGCUGCUAUCGAUCGCGAUUCUACGCAUCGACCCGACCGGAACCAUAUUUACAUCUACACAUCUUAACCUAGCGAGACUGGCCGUUGAGUCGAAUGUUUUGGAGCCAGCGCUAGAAGUUCUGGACAAAGAAAUUACCUGCUAUCCGAUCAUGGCGUCCACUCGGGAAGCGCGUGACGCACGAGAUUCACGACCGCUGUGUGACCCUAGCCUCACACCCGCCGGCUACGUUUCCACAGCUACAGGCCUUACAUCCAGUUUCAAGAGCGGUCAUGUGUUGGAGUACAAUUAUUUCAGAUCCCUCGCGUAUUUAAGCCGACGAGAAUGGGGCAAGGCCUUUGCCGCCCUGGAGCAGGUCGUUACACACCCUAUCAAGGACCGUGGUGUAAGCAAAGUGAUGGCAGAUUGCCACAAGAGAUGGGUUUUGGUUGGACUUCUGAAAUCUGGCAAAAAUCCGGUUCUUCCUUCCUACACUUCGGCACAACCUAUAGCAACCUACAACUCACUCAGCGCCGAAUACAAAACACUUGCAACCUUGUUCGUCUCUCCACAGGCCAAACAGCUGAAGGAGUUGGCGGAGCAGAAUGAAGAAAUCUGGCAAGAAGACGUCACUGCGAGUCUAAUUGCUGAAGUCUUGUCUGCAUACCAAAAAUGGCAGAUCAUCAAUCUGCGAAAGAUCUUUACCGAGGUCUCCAUCGGCCAAGUCAGACGACUGACUUGCAGCGCCCAGACAGGAGAGCAAUUAGAGACGGACGAAGACGUGAUUUCUCUGAUUCAAAGCAUGCUGGCUUCUGGUAUGCUGAAUGGAACCCUGGAGAUUGAUGGUACCGCGGGAAGCUUUCUAAAGUUUGGAGGCGCUGCGUCGGUGCUAACGGAAGAAAACUUUGCACGCGAAAUUGCUACCAGCCACGCUCGCAUAACAGCUCUCAACACACAAUACAAGGAUGUGAAUGACCGCUUGAGCGAAAAGAAAGAGUAUGUUAAGUACAUGGUCGUUGAACAAAGAAGAGCUGAUAAGGAAGGCCCUGAUGCCGGUGUUGGAUUCGACAGCCAGAUUGAGGACGAAGACCUCAUGACUGGUAUUAUGGCGCAUGGUUAG
Akanthomyces muscarius is the source of this 1485-nucleotide messenger RNA. RefSeq lists its product as uncharacterized. Bases 1 to 1485 code for a protein of 494 amino acids. Gene Ontology annotation, cellular component: COP9 signalosome. The transcript is spliced from 3 exons. The record is from RefSeq and is a predicted model, not a curated record. Gene Ontology annotation, biological process: ubiquitin-dependent protein catabolic process. Lineage: Eukaryota; Fungi; Ascomycota; Sordariomycetes; Hypocreales; Cordycipitaceae.